Molecule: messenger RNA, 3408 nt
Organism: Megalopta genalis
Lineage: Eukaryota; Metazoa; Arthropoda; Insecta; Hymenoptera; Halictidae
Source: RefSeq, a predicted model, not a curated record
ACGUCUAUGCUGAAUAUCGAUUUUUUCGCCUCAUUUUUUGAUUUGCCGCGUAUGCAACGCCGUGACACAAUGGCGGCUUCCGUUAUGGUCACGUACUUUUUGUCGAUCGUCUUCAGUAAAAUGUAAAGAUCUGUCGAAAAUGCGAUCUUUUCGACAGUCUUUCGGCGCCUAAAGAUGACAUAGCGAUAUAGAGACUCUGAGGUAUUCCUGUAGAGGAUCGCUGGGGUUACUGAUACACGUUACAAGAAAAAACUACACUCGCCACAAAAUGUCAAAGCGACCUGCAGAUAGCGGGGAUUCGGCUUCCCAGCCACCCAUUAAAAAAGUUCAAUUCGAACCUAUUCUAAUCGGGCCCAUAUCGACCCUUGAAGAAAUGGACAUGAAAGUUCUACAGUUUCAAAAUAAAAAACUAGCCCAGCGGUUAGAACAGCGCCACAGGGUUGAGGCAGAAUUGAGGCAAAGGAUUGAGCAAUUAGAGAAAAGGCAAAUGCAGGAUGACGCAGUGCUUAAUGUUGUUAAUCGAUAUUGGAAUCAAUUGAAUGAAGACAUACGUGUAUUACUUCAAAGAUUUGAUGCAGAAACAGCAGAUGAAUCCGAAAAUAAAAAUGAAAGUGAAGCCACAACAUCAUUUCUGAUGCAACUCUCCUCUUGGGACAAAGAGGAGUUGGAUGACAAAUUGGCAAAUCGUGUCCAAGUUUCUAAACGUGCGGUUUCUAAAGUUGUACAGGCAUUUGAUCGUCUUUCUCAGAGGAAUGAAAAAAUUACACUUGCACUCAAGGGAGAAUUCGACGGAGAAGAGGCACCUAAUAUCGAUGAAGUGGUUCGUAGAGCAAAUGCUGAAAUACAAAUGGAGAAUAGAAAUCUGCAAGCAAUAAAUAUACAACUUCACGAAAAAUAUCAUACCAUUUCACUAAAGAUGUCAGAACUGCAAGAUACUAUAACAGGAAAAGAUACCCUUGCAGCAGAACUUCGUAACCAAGUAGAUGAUCUUCAAUAUGAAUUAAAUAAAGUGAGGGCACGCAAUGACAAAUUGGAACACCACCUUGGAGAAGCAAUUGAGAAACUAAAAGCGUUUCAACAGAUACAUGGAACUGAUGAGAAGGGUAGCAAUAAACCAAACACCCUGGUAGCGUCUAGUGUUUCGCAAACGAAGCUUGAAGACUUGCAGAGAGAGUUAGAAGAAACAAGAGAAUUAGCGAAUAAUAGGUUACAAGAAUUGGAUAAAUUGCAUCAACAGCAUCGUGAUACAUUGAAAGAAGUAGAAAAAUUAAAGAUGGAUAUACGUCAACUUCCAGAGUCUGUAAUUGUCGAGACGACAGAGUACAAAUGCUUACAGUCCCAAUUUUCUGUAUUAUAUAAUGAAUCAAUGCAACUGAAAACACAAUUAGACGAUGCUCGGCAACAAUUACAAUCCAGCAAAAACGCUCAUUUACGUCAUAUUGAAAUGAUGGAGAGUGAAGAAUUAAUGGCACAGAAAAAGUUACGAGGAGAAUGUAUACAACUGGAAGAUGUUUUAGCUCAAUUGCGAAAAGAAUACGAAAUGCUGAGAAUCGAAUUUGAGCAAAACUUAGCAGCAAAUGAACAGACUGGACCAAUUAACAGAGAAAUGAGACAUUUGAUAACAUCUCUGCAGAAUCACAAUCAGCAAUUAAAAGGUGAAGUUCAUCGAUACAAACGGAAAUACAAAGAAGCUUCUUCAGAAAUACCAAGGCUAAAGAAAGAAAUAGAGGAACUGACAGCCAAAUUGGGCCAGCAAACGUCUCAAGAAAGUAAGGAAGGUAACAAUUCAGAUGGUAGCGGAAAGGAAGAAGAUGCAUCAAAUUCCCUUUCAGGAUCUGCACAGAUUAAAGAAGAAAGUGGUGUUUCUAUUAAGAGAGAAUCUGGGGAAGAAGAGGUUGAAACCAUUGAAGUUGGAGAAGGUGAAGGAAACAAAGGUACUCCAGAUUCUCUGACUUUAACAUCUCCGACCCUGAAGAAAGAAAAAGAUAUAAAACGUGAAAAGGACAUCAAGAAGGAGAACAUUAAAACCGAACAUCGCGAUCCGACUCAUCGCGCUAAAGACACGAAAGUAGCUGAAUCAGAACUUGUCAGAGACCUGAAAGCACAACUUAAGAAAGCUGUGAAUGAAAUGAAAGAAAUGAAACUUCUUUUGGACAUGUACAAAGGUGUUGGUAAAGAGCAAAGAGAUAAAGUGCAAUUAAUGGCUGCUGAACGGAAAACAAGAGCAGAAUUAGAAGAAUUGCGUCAGCAAAUAAAGAAAAUUCAAGAAAGUAAACGUGAGGAGCGCAAGAAGCUAGCAGAUGAAGAUGCACAAAUAAAAAUUAAAAAAUUAGAAGAACAAGCUUAUACUCUUCAGCGUCAAGUGGCUUCUCAGAAACAGAACUGUGUGUGGUUGCAGGAAGAGGAGGCUUUAUUGAACGAAAUGGAGGUGACCGGUCAAGCAUUUGAAGACAUGCAAGAUCAAAAUUCUAGGUUGAUACAACAAUUACGAGAGAAGGAUGACGCGAACUUCAAGCUGAUGACGGAAAGAAUCAAGAGUAAUCAACUGCAUAAAUUAGCCAGAGAGGAGAAGGAUGUUUUAAAAGAGCAAGUUUCGACGUUAACGACGCAAGUCGAAGCAGCCAAUGUAGUUGUUCGCAAAUUAGAAGAAAAGGAACGUCUCUUGCAAAAUUCUUUAGCAACUGUUGAAAAGGAAUUAGCUUUGAGACAACAGGCGAUGGAAAUGCAUAAACGGAAAGCUAUCGAGAGUGCACAAUCUGCGGCUGAUUUAAAACUUCAUCUUGAAAAAUAUCAUUCUCAGAUGAAAGAAGCGCAACAAGUUGUAGCUGAGAAGACCAGUUCCUUAGAAGCGGAAGCGUAUAAAACAAAAAGAUUACAGGAGGAGAUAGCUCAACUAAGGCGUAAAGUUGAGAGGAUGAAGAAGAUAGAGUUAGCUGAAACUUUGGAUGAAGUGAUGGCAGAAGAAUUGCGCGAAUACAAGGAGACUCUUACAUGUCCAUCGUGUAAAGUAAAACGCAAGGAUGCCGUUUUGACGAAAUGCUUCCAUGUGUUCUGCUGGGAUUGUUUGCGUACGCGAUAUGAAACGCGACAGCGGAAAUGUCCGAAAUGCAAUUGUGCUUUUGGAGCGAACGAUUAUCAUCGUCUAUAUCUGUCCACAUGAAGAAGGAAACUCUAAAUUAUUUGAAUUUUGUGUGACGUCUUUUAAUUCGACCGCGCGAACCUUCUAAAAGGUUUACACAUGCAUUUUUCUAAUGCUUCCUAUUUAUUAUCCCAAUCAUUGGUCCAACUUAGAUAUGAGAUCGUAAACGAAGAAAACUGUAGAAAUGAAGUUUGUAAAAGAUUACAAUUAUUUCGUCGAGUGUAAUUCGAGAAAAAAUGAGCUGCAUUUUUAAACGUGUUUUGUAGUAA